GGGGCGGGGCCAGAGAUCGAGCGAGAGGGGAGUUCGAGGCUCGGCCGCCGAAGGACCUCUGUGCUGCGACGAUGGAGUUGCCAGCUACUGGUUUUGGAUUGGACCGUGAGAAGUGCUCUUCAGCUUUUACGCCUCCGCUUUUUGAUGCCGAUGACGGCUCAAUUGAUGAAAAGGUCAUGUUGUUCUUGAGCGGAAGGAAGGCUGGGGAUCCUACUCCUGCUAACGUGAUAACCAAUGUGAACCCUUUCAGCCUCGAACCUUGGGAUUUCCCUGAGGGCAUGUGGUAUUUGUACAAUUAUAAUAAUUACCAGUCAUGUACUGAAUGGAGAAACAUUAAAGUCAAACGAAUUGGAUAUUGGAAGCCCAUGGACGAGAUCACAAUUUUUCAAGAUGCUGCCACUGUUGGCGGUAAAAUAACACUGGAAUUUUACGUUGGCUUAGAACCCUUUGGAAAUAGAACUGGUUGGAAGAUGCAAGAGUACCAUAGAGACCAGAAGUCGUACCCUGAAUCUAAUUUUUCACAGGACUACCAGUUAAUGUGUAGAGUGUUCUUGCAAAAUGAAAAAACUUCAAAAAUUUGUGAUUUUAAGUUACCCAAUGAGGAGCAGCUCAACCCUUCUAGUUCAUGUGAUGAUGAUGAUGUUCUGCACGUAGAAAGCUUGUUGAUGAGAUUUGUAGAAGAUGAAGAGAGCAGCUUAUCAACUGAUGCCCAAAAUAGAUCUCAGCCUUUUACUGGUAGUGACGAGAUUGUGCAAGCUGCUGCUGAUAGCAACGAGGUUGCUGCACUCGAGGAUCAGAACAGUUUUUCUUCAUCAGACUCCCAUGCAUAUUUCGGAUUCCCGAUGGACGAUUAUCUGGAGCUAAAUGACCUUUGUGAUCCAGGCUCAGCUUCGUCUAGUUCAAACAAUUCCAGCAACAUAUCUUUCCACUCAAACGAGUAUUUCAAUUCUGAAGAGCUGUUGCGAUGCCUUGGGAGUGCAAGUAGCCAGAACAUGCAAGAAGAGCACAAGGAUUACAAUUGUUGCGUCUCCACAUCUGCAAAGCCAGUGAAUGUGGUUAUCAAUCCUUCACAGCCAUCCGAUAGUGUUUAUUCUCAAGGAAAUACACCAAAACAUUGUGUCCGAAGUCAUGCAAAAAGAACUCACUCAAGAAGUUCAGAUGGUAGCAGUAACGGGCCAGGAUCGAAAUCUCUUCACAGAAUCGUGAAGUAUUGUUGCCUCAGAACAUUGUAGCCUGGCAGCUCUCUGACUAAUUUACUGCAAGACAGCUUGAUGAAGUCUAGGAAGGGUAAAGAUCUACUACAGGAAACCAAAUUUAUAGAGUUAUCUUUGUUAUUUGAUAUGGUUCAUGCGAGUAUAAUUUAUUACCGUACUUCUGUGAUAAUUUAGAGGGAGAUAAUAAGGGAAAACGGACAAUAAUUUAAGAAGAAAAAGGGGGAAAAGGAGGAUGGAGAAUUUGGGGUUUUUGCCUGUAGAAGCUUUGGAAUUGUAGAAACACAAAGUUUGUAUUGUUGCUCUUCAGUUUGUUUGUAAAUUUAAGUAUGAAAAUGCA
This is a messenger RNA of Dendrobium catenatum, 1551 nucleotides long. RefSeq names its product NAC transcription factor 32-like. The transcript has 6 exons. The record is from RefSeq and is a predicted model, not a curated record. Bases 72 to 1232 code for a protein of 386 amino acids. Gene Ontology annotation, biological process: regulation of DNA-templated transcription. Lineage: Eukaryota; Viridiplantae; Streptophyta; Magnoliopsida; Asparagales; Orchidaceae. Gene Ontology annotation, molecular function: DNA binding.